GCCAUGUGAAUAUGAAGACAGCAAUCUCAUGCAGGUUGGAUUGCAUGGUUGCAUUUGCAGAUGUGCCUCACGGAUCAAGUAGCAUGUUCCCCUUUUCCAGAAUCGGAAAACUACCAUUAACAAGUAGGUCUGCACACGCUUAGUGUAACGUUACACACCCUGCCUUGUAAUGGAUUGACCUAUAUGGUGCUCAGUUUUGCUCCUUAAUGAGCCGAUGGAAACAGUCAGCUAGUUGGAUUAGCCGGAUCUGUGCCCUCUCCCCUGCGAUGGCUCGGAUAUACACACAGGCAGAUAUGACCAUUGACUCGGGAUUUACGUUACAUAAUGAGCUCGGAGGGUUCAGCAGUGGGGAGAGAUGCUGUGCGCGUGUCUGACUGUGGUUUGCCGGUAGAAAAACAGCAGUUACAUGCUGCAGGCGUUGGGGACCCUCCCAGCAUGCACUGGGGCAAUAGAUUCAUUGACAUAAGUCUAAUGUCAUGUUUGUUCCUGCAUUGUUACUGAUGUUAUUUUGUUCUACAGUGUGCUCCACAAAGUUUCCACAAAUCAUAACAACACUGAAAAAGCAGGGGCCUCUUCUUCAUAUAUGCAUUACUGAGUUAUCCAGAUUACAAUGUUGACUAUUUGACAUUCAUUUAUAUGUUUUGGUUCUUCAAAGCUGCUUAAAAUCCAUCUGGUACUAUUGUCAGAGCAACAAGUGCUUAAACCCAAACCUGCAGAAGUGCAGGCUUUCUUAGAUUUAUAAUGAAAGGAGUUUAGAUGAGAACAUGCAUGUUACUGUAAAAUCACUAUAUACGAUCUGUUGGUGUAAUUAUCACAUUCAAAGUCACUUAUACAUGGUAAAAUAUACCAAAAUAUUUAGUUUGAGAUACUGGGAGUAAAUACACAUAAAUUCAACUAAAAGAUUCUCACUGUUUAAAGAUAAUGGUGCCAGAAUAUGUGGCAUUUAAUUUGACAUUAGCAUGGGAAUUUGUCCAUUUGAACACUAUGAGUAUCUGCAGAGCUCACGUUGCUCUAAAUUGUUAAUGCAAUUAAAGCUACUUUUAAAAAGAGAUUUAAUAAGAUUUCACUUUCACAGCAGGCUUAUAAUUAUCACUGGCUUUUGUUAAACUCUUGCACACCAGAAUGCACCCAACAUCACUCCUAGUCUGACCACAUUCACUGGUAAUAUCUAUCAUAUAUUAAUCCUAACAAAGAUGAAAGAAGUCUAAAGAUAAGUUUUUAUAAUGCAUGCAAUCGCUGUGACUGGAACAUACACGAGUCCCUCAGUCAUAAUGACGAAGCUCCCAAAGCUAAACUUACUUUUUGCACGUUGUAUCUGCGUGUGGGCGCUAAUCACCAGCUCAUAGCAUACGCAGAUAUUUAGUCUUGGGGGCUUUCCAUUCAAAACACUAUAUUAUCUAAUGCCACUUUCUGCUCUGAUACAGUGAUGUGUAUCUUGUGACAAAUUGUGGGUUAGCACGUCGGGCUAAAGCUGAGUUUAACAGCCUAAUGUCCUUGCUAGGAGCACAUUAGGGAACACGGUGAAGUCCAGCGGGUGUUGUUUUGUGUCGAGGUGGGAGGAGUGGUGUAGUCACAACAGCAGAUCUACAAACGCUGUGCACAGACGCUGCUCACCUACACAGCGAAGUUGGGCUGCUUUAAGAUCAGUGGAGCGCUUGUUUUAGCUCUCCUAGACGUCCUCCUAAAAUGUUUUCACCUCCCUCGACCUCCUAGCUCGCGUGCCCUCUACAUGGACUGCGUGUUUCAAGCUUCUCCACCCGCCGUUGCGUCGACAUGGGCAGGGUCGUAUUAUAGCCGUAGGGUCGGUCGCACUAUCAGGUUGUUCGUAUGGCCGGAGCUUGCUGCAAGUGUCCAGUCUCCCUGUCCGUGUUCAAGCGCUCUCUCUCGGUGGCGCAGCGGGGCUGCGGGUCCGCUCCUCGGUCCCUCCUUCUGGGCUGGAGGCUGGGGGAGCGGGGCCUGCAGGAGGCCGCCCGACCCUCCAGCGCCCUCAGACCCGCAUGCUCUUACCGACACACUGCCUUCGUCUGUCUCUCCUGCCAGGAGUCCAUGAGUGAGAGUCGUCGGACCUGCUACCUGUACCUGAACCAAACCAGCCGGAGUUUUGCAGCUGUGAUUCAGGCGCUGGACGGGGAGUUAAGACACGCAGUUUGUAUUUUCUACCUGGUGCUGCGAGCGCUGGACACAGUGGAGGACGACAUGAGCAUCCCUCUGGACAAGAAGGUUCCCAUGCUGAUCGAUUUCCACACCUACCUGUACCAGGAUGAGUGGCGCUUCACUCAGAGCCAGCAGAAAGACCGACAGGUUCUGGAGGAUUUCCCCACGAUAUCGCUGGAAUUCAGAAACCUCGCUCAGGAAUACAGAGACAUUAUCUCGGAUAUCUGCCACCGUAUCGGAGUCGGGAUGGCUGAAUUCCUGGAAAAGAAAGUGGGAUCCAUGAAGGAGUGGGACCUGUAUUGCCACAUUGUGGCAGGGCUGGUCGGUAUCGGUCUGUCUCAGCUGUUCUCUGUGUCCAAGCUGGAGGAUCCCGAGGUGGGGCGGGACACCGAGCUGGCCAACUCCAUGGGCCUGUUCCUCCAGAAGACUAACAUCAUCCGAGACUAUCUCGAGGACAUACAAGAGGGACGUGCCUUCUGGCCACAAGAGGCUUGGAGUCAGUUUGCAGGUCGUCUGGAGGACUUUGCCCAGCCUCAGAACCUGGACUCGGCUCUGUCCUGUCUCAACAUGCUGGUCACUGAUGCUCUGCGUCACAUCCCGGAUGUUAUCACCUACCUGUCCCGCCUGCGCAACCAGAGCAUCUUCAAUUUCUGUGCCAUUCCACAGGUGAUGGCAAUAGCUACACUAUCUACAUUCUACAACAAUCCCAUGGUGUUCCAGGGAGUGGUGAAGAUCAGAAAGGGACAGACUGUCACACUCAUGAUGGAAGCCACCAACAUGAGAGCUGUGCAGACCAUCAUUGCCCAGUACAGCCAGGAGAUUUUACAGAAGGUCUCCCUCACUGACCCGUCACGGGACAAGACCCUGCACAUCCUGGCUCUAAUCCGAGAGAAGUCCGCCCUGUCAGAGUCCAGCCUCACCUCCAGGACCCACCACCUGUCGCCCAUGUACCUGUCCGCUGCCAUGCUGCUCGCCGCCCUCAGCUGGCAGUACCUCAGCACCACUGCAGCACAGUCACAGGGCACCAGCGACAUGCAGGGACAAUGAACCCAUUUAUCCUCACAUUUCCUGGUGCCCACAGACUCAGAAAGCCCCUUUGCUCACUCUGGAGGUCUGGUUCUCCUCUGACUGGAAGAAUCUGAAGCAUUUUAGGGCUGCACAAUUAAUCGAAAUAUCAUCGAAAUCACAAUAUGGCUACGUGCAAUAUCCAAAUUGCAGAAGCUGCAAUUUAAAAUGAUAAAAUAUGUGACAAAACAGUUUUAUGAUGAAGUACUGUUCUUCUUGUUCUCCAGAUGUAAGAAAACAUGUUUGUUUGAUACAGACCCCAACAAAUGUCACAUCAUGAUUUUAAUAGUGUUUUUGGAGAAAAUUUAAAUUGUGAUGCAAAAAUUAUGAUUCCCACUAAUCAUGAAUCAUAUCGCAAUCAUAAUAGCUGUAAAAAUAAUCGUAAUAUGAUUUUCUUUACCAUAUUAUGCAGCCCUAAUUUCUUCUCACUUUGCCCUCUUUGUUAUGGUUAUAGGACGUUACAGAACCAUGGACAUAUUUAGACUAUGGAGGGUUUCUGGUAGCAGGUUGGUCUCAUUAGGUUGUUUGAUAGUAAUAGUAGUCCAUCCUGCAUCUGGAAACAUUAUUUACACACAGUUGUGUGUGGUUUAUAUUCACCAGCAUAAAUGGCACAUUGAAACAAUUCAGGGCGUUUUGUUGUUUGAUGUUUGUGUUGAUAGUGUUCCUUUCUUUUUUUUAGUUUGAUUUGUUUUAAACAUUUUGACCCUUUGAAUUGAGUGAAAUUAUUUAGCAUAUUUGGAUAUUUCAAGAAGUAAAUUAAUAUUUUAAAGGUGGGGGAUGCGAUUCUGGAGAAAUCCAAUAUCAUGACAAAUACCAUGAUAUAGAGCGAACAACGACACAGCAAGUAAUGUAACUAACGUUAGCUAGGUUGUGGGUUUGCAAACUGUUGCUACAGUUGCUGCUGCGAAGCUAACACCAAGAGAGGAUGAGACGGUUUCCCAGAGCAGCAAACCAGCUCUAGACAGCGAUACUCACAACUCUCCUGCUGCUAUAGCUAACAUCACAACAACAGCAUAUCUUGGCAAACUAGAAAGUAAACUGAGUGUCUGUGGGCAAGUCAUUUAACGUUACCUGGCACAUAAAUCAUGGAUUUAUAUAUUUUGUGCAAGAAUAGAAAUUGAAGUUCUUUUGAUAUUUUUUUGUACUUAAGGUAACAUCACUGUAACACAGUCAAGCCUCUCUCUCCUUUUAAUUGUCUGUGAGCUUCUGUAAAGCCUGCUAGUUCUCAUUAUAGAAAUUCUCAGUGUUGUAACAGUGAUUAACCUUGAUCCGUGUCUCAAACUGUGCCCUGCUGGGUCCUUGAAUUUGAGGGAAUUUGGCUUGGAAAGUCCUUGAAAAGUCCUUGAAUUUGAUGUUUAAGAAAGUGUGGGAACCAUGACUUUGUUAAUUUCCCAUUAACAAAGCCAGGGCUGUGUACAAACACCAGUUUUUUUUUCAGUGCACACACUGAACGGACAGCUAGCGGACCGUGAGGAGAUAUUCGUGGAAUUUGACAAAAAGAUGUGUAUUGGAUUAGAAUCACAUACCCCACCUUUAAUCUUCUCCAUUAAGUGAGCUGAAAUGGGGAAAUCCACAGUACAUGACACAGCCCGUUUUAGGAUUGUGGGGAACACAGUCACCAAACUUCCUUACGUUUUUGUUAAUUUUGUGUCAAAUCUUAGUCUUCAUAUUUUUCCUGUCAUAUCAAAGCUAGCUGAAUAUUCCACUUGUUAUGUUUCUAGAGGAGAAACACUCAAAUGAAAGAACUGUUACAGCAGUGCACUUUACAGUAUAUGCACUAUAUGUUAGCAUAGAUGACAGCAUCCACCCACAGUAGAGCUUUGUUUCAACACUUUUGUGUCUGUUCUUUCUGUUUCAACUCUAUGUCCUUUGAAAUAGGAGAAAAAGAAAAAAAAAACUGCAAUUCCAAUAUAGUUUGGGCAUGGACUGUUUAAAUGAAUAGGGGAGAACAAAUGUAAUUUCAUACAUGAUACAUAAUAAGAAAUGCAUAUUGAGACUGCUAGCUAAAGUGUCCUUAACACAGCUCUGGUGAGUAGAAAGGCUAGCACAGAGUAAGCUUGUACAGAACCAAAGGAGAGCUAUAAACAUUGCUAUAUAAUGUGAAAUUGUGAUUUGUACAUAUUUGAACAAAUAAAGUGGGGAAAGAAUCUAAA
Messenger RNA from Siniperca chuatsi (mandarin fish), 5372 nucleotides. RefSeq names its product farnesyl-diphosphate farnesyltransferase 1 (gene fdft1). The record is from RefSeq and is a predicted model, not a curated record. The transcript has 7 exons. The coding region runs from base 1828 to 3201 and encodes 457 amino acids. Gene Ontology annotation, molecular function: squalene synthase [NAD(P)H] activity. Gene Ontology annotation, biological process: cholesterol biosynthetic process; farnesyl diphosphate metabolic process. Gene Ontology annotation, cellular component: endoplasmic reticulum membrane. NCBI's taxonomy places the organism in Eukaryota, Metazoa, Chordata, Actinopteri, Centrarchiformes, Sinipercidae.